Molecule: messenger RNA, 1659 nt
Organism: Glycine soja
Lineage: Eukaryota; Viridiplantae; Streptophyta; Magnoliopsida; Fabales; Fabaceae
Product: telomere repeat-binding factor 2-like
Exons: 8
Coding region: 483-1424 (313 amino acids)
Biological process (GO): nucleosome assembly
Cellular component (GO): nucleosome
Molecular function (GO): double-stranded telomeric DNA binding
Source: RefSeq, a predicted model, not a curated record
AAAAACAGCAUUAACACAAAUAAACCAGACAACAUUUUUUGUCUCGUUAUUCUCCGGUUCCUCGCAGGUACCACCAAUUCCAUAUAUCUGCGUGUAAAUACUCCAACUUGUCCCAAUUCACACAUUUACCUCGCAAUUCUCCGAUGCGUUACACCUUUGUCCACCGAUUCUUCUUUAACUUUCUUCCCUUUUUCACCCAAUUCAACUAAAUUUUCUGCUAUCUAUAUUCCCAGAUGCUUCUGAUAACACAUUUGGCCAGAUAAAUAACAUCAAAUAGUGGUUUCUGGGCUAUCUGGAGUUGUUUUCUUUUCAAAUGUUGGAUGUCUAAGAGAUGAUUGAAGUUAAUUGGGAAUUGAGAUAAGUAAAGUCAGAUUUUUCUUGGUGAACGGACAUGCAGAAGUAGUCUGCACUCAACUUCCAAGCUCUCCACUAGAACAAAAGCAAAGAUUAUACUGUCAUAAAACGUUUGCAGACUUAUUUUGAUGGGUGCUCCUAAGCAGAAAUGGACUGCAGAGGAAGAAGCAGCGUUGAAAGCUGGAGUAGUCAAACAUGGGGCUGGAAAAUGGCGCACCAUACUUACAGACCCAGAGUUCAGUUCUAUUUUGCGCAUGCGGUCAAAUGUAGAUCUCAAGGACAAAUGGAGGAACAUAAAUGUGACAGCAAUAUGGGGAUCUAGGCAGAAGGCAAAGCUUGCUCUUAAAAAAAACCUACUACCAUCCCCCAAAAUUGACCAUAACCACAUGGCCUUGAGUACUGUAGUUCAGCGUGACAAAGAAGUUGCAGAUCCCAAGCCUCUGGCAGUUUCUAGUGGGACAUCUCCUAAUUCAAAGGAAAAAACAUCAAAGCUACAGAACUUCCAGUUGGAUAAUCUUAUAUUGGAGUCCAUUAUCAAGUUGAAGGAGCCAAGGGGUUCUGACAAGGCAGCAAUUGCUGCAUAUAUAGAGGAUCAAUACUGUUCUACACCGACCCUCAGAAAGUUACUGUCAACAAAACUGAAGCACAUGGUGGCCUGUGGAAAAUUAAUGAAGGUCAAGCACAAGUACAGGAUUGCAACAAAUUUAACAAUAUCUGAGAAAAGAAGAUGCUCUUCCUUGGUACUCCUGGAAGGGAGGCCCAAAGAUUCUCCAAAAGCAGAGAAGACUGGUGUCCACAUCCUUUCAAAAUCCGAAAUUGAUGCAGAGCUAUCAAAAAUGAAGGGUGUGACACCUCAAGAGGCGGCAGCGGCAGCUGCGAAAGCAGUUGCAGAGGCAGAAGCUGCCAUUGCCGAGGCUGAGGCAGCAGCUAGGGAGGCAGAUGCUGCAGAAGCUGAGGCAGAGGCUGCACGAGUGUUUGCGAAAGCAGCAAUGAAGGCACUAAAAUGCAAGACACUUCGUGUUUGCUCUAUUUCACCAUUUCCUAUUGCCUAUCCAAUUGUUCCAGAAUAACAUGUGACAAGAUCUUCUUGUUAAAUAUUUUUUCUCUUUUAUGACUUAGUUUCUAAUUGCUAGAGAUCCCAACCUUCGUCAUAAUAUUUGCCAACCAAAACCCUGUCUCGUAAAAAGACCUCAGUUUUGUCAAUUAAUGUGGGUGAAAGGUUUUCUCUAAGCUUUAAUUAGUGCCACAUUAUUCUUGUUCCUCCAGAGAUUGGUUUCUGUCAGUUCUUUUAGCUAACCGUUUUAU